AUGGGACGAAAGAGCUGGGCCGACGACGAUAUAUCCCGGUUUUUGACGAAGUUCUUGGAGCCUUUCAAGAACAUUCGACGUUCUAUGCCCCCUGGACAACUUCGUCGCGAGGCCGUCGCUGAUUUCUGGCUCGACCUAUUUGCCCAGUACUUCAGAGAGUUUCCUGUGGAGCCUACAGCAAAUGAGUUAGCUUCGUGCGAUGGCGACCUUCGCAAGGCGUUUGCGCUGAGCUCUGUGGUUGAGCGUACUGCCAAGGAACAGAAGCGCGUCAAGAGCUGGAUGAACUAUCGCUCGAAGGGCAUACCUGGCGGUACUGGUCGUCCACGCGUCCUUGACCUCUCCUCGAGUACGAAGAAGACACGGAAGGCUCCUCAGCUCUGGCAAGCCUUGUCGCGCGUCAAGCUCAAUGACUGGCGCGACGAGUAUACGGCCGACUACAAGAAGUACACCGAAGAGAAGUUGGAGAAGCUCGAGACACCGGUCAAGUCCUUUGUCUACCUACAGCGGUGGAUGUCGGAGCGCCUGAAGCACCUCGACGCCGAGACAGUGAAGCUAGUCCGCGAGUAUCGAGAGCAUGGCUACCUUGAAGACGACGAUGACGGUCCGGACGAAGAUGAUAGCCCAGAGCUGAACCAUGCGAGGAAGAUACAAGACGCACUCAACAACCUUCCUCAUACUUUGCGAGUCGCGCUCGAAAGUCUUGAGCAACAAACUGGAUGGCAUUUUUUUAUCAUCAGUGGAGGGCCGUAUCCGAGUAGAGGAGGGGAGUUGGGUACGCUAUCUCUCAGCGUCGGCAAGACCAUUCAGGGUGCAAAGUUCGAAAACCACUGCCCAGGCUUUCAGUCGAACGUCGUUGACCAAUUCCGCAAGUUCGUAGAACAAUCGUACACUGCAAAGGAAUGCGCGGCCUUAUCUCUUGAAUCAUCGGUCAAGCAGGAGCCAGAUAGCAACGCGUCACUUGAAGUCUCGAACCCCGGCAAAGUCAUAAUCAUCGACGACGACGACGACGACGACACCAGCGAAGAUGGCAAACGCAACUCUGUUGCCACGAAGGCCUCCAGCACGACUCAGCAUCUUGAACCUCGCCCUGUCGCUGAGAAGGUCCCCACUCAGGCGAAUGCCGAAACGUCGGGGGGCAUGGAGUCACCCAUCCCUGAGAAGGCACCUAUUGAGACUGCAAAGGUCCCCGCUCAGACGAGUGGGGAACCAUCCAGGGCCAUGAAAUCGCCCAUCCCGGAGAAGGCAUCUGCAGAGACGACAUCACCACCAUCUUCUCCGCAACAGGAUCUCCCGAGUUCGCCAACGUCAGCGACCCCUUCCACUGCGCGGUCCAUUAGCCCCCCCCCUCCUACGCAGCAGCCAUGCCCUGGCUCCACGUCGCCAACUCCUCCCUCGUUGCAGCCCGAGGACGUUGACCAGGACUUGGCUACAGCAUCGACCCAUCCUGUCGCUUGGUUCAAAGAUUCCAUCAAAUAUCUUCUCGCGCUCAAUGACGGGAAGUCGAACGCCUUCCACGAACUUCUCAUGGCGUACAUUCGUUUCGAAAUCAGUUGUGACGACUUCAACUCUACGGCAGUACUUAAUGCUGCGGGACAACCCAAGGCCGUGAGUCACUGGGUCUCCCGUGCCCGCAAGCUGGCAAAGCCAUCCCCCAUUGGGGGGAGCGCUACGCAUCUUGACCAGUGGUUGCGCUGGUGGGGAAACUUGCAACCCAAUUGGCGCGACACUGAGGCCUGGCCUUUCCCUCGCGAAGUCCCUGGCAGCGACCCUGUCGUCUGGCCGGAGCGGAAGCCUGGGAAGAACGGGAUCUAUAUGGCCGUUCUUUGUCUCGCCUGGUGCCUUACCACCUCUGACCCACUUCCCCCGGACUUUGACGCAGCGUGUGACGACGUCAAGUGGAUGCUUGAGCUGUUCAAGUCGGAGUCCGCGCUUCAGUCCCCGGGCGUGAACGACGAUGCUGGUGCUGCGACUGGCACAAAACGCAAGUCCGCACUUCAAUCCAAGCGCCCUCGAAAGGUCCAGAAGAAGAGUAACAUUGCGAAGUAG
This is a messenger RNA of Punctularia strigosozonata HHB-11173 SS5, 2046 nucleotides long. RefSeq lists its product as uncharacterized. The transcript has 7 exons. Bases 1 to 2046 code for a protein of 681 amino acids. The record is from RefSeq and is a predicted model, not a curated record. Lineage: Eukaryota; Fungi; Basidiomycota; Agaricomycetes; Corticiales; Punctulariaceae.